AUGGCGGUUUAUCUGUUUGUGUCCGUCUUUCUAGCGGUUCUUUAUCUGGUUCAGCAUAGACGUUCCCCAAAGCUACCCUCGAGCCUUCCAAGACUAAAGCGUGAUUCAUAUCUACCUUUCAAAUUACAGUGGGCGUACCUCACAGAUUGUCGGCAACUUUUCCUCGAGGCGUAUCAAGCAUUCACCAAACAUGGAAAGACUUGCGUAUUACCUAGUAUGGGCUUCAAAGAUGAAAUCCAUCUAGCGCAUCAUCAUACUCAAUGGGCCGCUUCACAACCAGAUGCUGUACUCAGUCCAAUUGAAGGGUUUCGAGAAAUUGACAAGGGAGAUUGGAAUUCUGGACAUGCCAGUUAUAUCCAAGAUCCGUGGCAGAGUAUCGUCAUUAAAAAGGAGAUGGGCCGCUUUCUUGAGAUACUCGCUGCAGCGGUUGAUGAUGAGCUUCAGUGUGCUAUUCCUGAGUAUAUCAAACCUGGGGCAGGUGAUGAAGUGGAUGUUUAUGAGUCGAUGAAGUGGAUCGUGGCCCAAGUCUCGAGUCGGUUUACUGUCGGCCUUCCUCUCUGCCGCGAUAAGGGGUAUUUGAAAGAUUCACUGGCGUUUGCAGACUUGUUCAUAUUGAACUCUGGGUUGUUGAUCUACACUCCAUCACUUCUCAAGCCUUUGAUUGGGUUUCUUGUUACUUUACCAACACGAUACAGACGAUGGAGGAUUCAAAAGCAUAUUCAGCCUCUUUACGAGGAGAGAACAAAAAACCUUUUGCAUCCUGAGCUCUAUGAAAAGAGUGACGAGCCGACAGACAAUCUGCAUAUGAUGAUGCGAUAUGCCAUUAGCAAGCAUGGUAACCAAGUUUCGCCGUCCCAGAUCUCUGAUAGACUGUGUCUGGCAAAUUUGGCAUCGUUUCAUCAGACUGCGGUUGCGAUCAGUAACGUCUUGAUAAACAUUGCAGCUUCUGAUGCUGAGUUCAACACUAUUUCUGUUAUUCGAAAAGAGAUGGCUGAUGUGCUUGCGGAGAGCGGCGGUGCCUUUGACAAAGCAUCGGUUUCCAAGAUGAUACAAACAGAUAGCAUUCUGAGAGAAUCGAUGCGAACACAUGGUUUUGGAAAUAGAGCUAUGAUUCGCAAAGUAGUUGCACCAGGUGGUCUCAAGACUCCAGAUGGCCAUACUCUACCCAACGGCUCGACCAUGUCAAUCCUCUCAUAUCCUGUUCAUCAAGAUCCUGAUAUCUACGAACACCCUGAGAAGUUCUAUCCUCUCAGAUUCUCGAACAUCAGGACAGGUCCCGAUGGCAAAGACGCUAACCCAACGCUGUCAUUUGUGUCUACUUCGCCAACUUAUCUUCCCUUUGGCCAUGGAAAGCAUGCUUGUCCAGGGCGGUUCCUGGUGGACUUUGAGAUGAAGAUGAUCUUAUAUCAUGUUCUCAGCCAGUUUGAUAUUGAGCUGCUUCCUGAGCAUAAUGGUGUUCGGCCGGAGGGCCAGUGGGUUACAGAAGCUGUUAUGCCGCCUGUUGGUGUCAAGCUGCGAUUUAAGAAGAGAGAAUCCACAUAG
Messenger RNA from Fusarium redolens, 1542 nucleotides. RefSeq names its product cytochrome P450. Bases 1 to 1542 code for a protein of 513 amino acids. The record is from RefSeq and is a predicted model, not a curated record. Lineage: Eukaryota; Fungi; Ascomycota; Sordariomycetes; Hypocreales; Nectriaceae. The transcript is spliced from 3 exons. Gene Ontology annotation, molecular function: heme binding; iron ion binding; monooxygenase activity.